Messenger RNA from Recurvomyces mirabilis, 1962 nucleotides. It is a transcript of the gene NOG2, whose product is annotated as GTPase required for pre-60S ribosomal subunit nuclear export and maturation. NCBI's taxonomy places the organism in Eukaryota, Fungi, Ascomycota, Dothideomycetes, Mycosphaerellales, Teratosphaeriaceae. Gene Ontology annotation, molecular function: GTP binding. The record is from RefSeq and is a predicted model, not a curated record. The transcript has 3 exons. Bases 1 to 1962 code for a protein of 653 amino acids. Gene Ontology annotation, cellular component: nucleolus.
AUGGGUACCGGCAAAAAAGAAGCCUCCCGCCGCACGCGGCAAGGCGUCGACAGCAAAUCCGACGGCAUGGGCAACGUGCACACCAAAGGCGAAAACUUCUACCGCUCCGCCAAACGGGUCAAAUCCCUCAACACCUUCAAAGAAGGGCGGGCCGAACGCAACGCCUCGGGCAAAAUCACCAAAGCCGCCUCCUUCCAGAGCAGAGACAAACCGCAGGCGAGAAUAGAACCGCAUCGGAAAUGGUUCACCAAUACACGAGUCAUUAGUCAAGAAGCCCUGGGGAGUUUUAGAGACGCCGUGGAGGCCCAGCAGAAGGAUCCGUAUAGUUAUCUGUUGAAGCGGAAUAAACUCCCCAUGUCGUUGAUCGACGAUGGCAAGGCAAAGGAGAGGAAGGAUGGGGUGGUGCAGCAUCGGGCUAAGAUGCGGUUGGAGACGGAGGGGUUCGGGGAAGUGUUUGGACCUAAGGCACAGAGGAAGAGGCCGAGAUUGGCGGUUAGUAGUCUGGGAGAUUUUGCCGCGGCAACGAGUCAGGAGCAGGAGAGCUAUUCGGAGAAGUUGGCCGAGGCGGCGGCUUUGCAACAGGGUGGUACUGAUGACGUUCCUGUGGGCGAGGUGGCGGAUCUGGUCUCUGGCGAACUCACGACGGCGAAGGAAGCCAUUUUCUCCAAGGGCCAGAGCAAGCGGAUCUGGAAUGAACUUUAUAAAGUCAUUGACUCGAGCGACGUGGUGAUUCAUGUCCUGGAUGCACGGGAUCCGUUGGGGACGAGGUGCCGGAGCGUGGAGAAGUAUAUUCGGGAGGAGGCGCCGCAUAAGCAUCUGUUGUUUUUGCUGAACAAGUGCGAUUUGGUUCCCACGAGCGUUGCUUCCAAAUGGGUCCACCACCUCUCCCUCUCCCACCCAACCCUCGCCUUCCACGCCUCCCUCACCAACUCCUUCGGCAAAGGCACCCUCAUCACUCUUCUCCGCCAAUUCUCCACCUUACACUCCGCCCGCAAACAAAUCUCCGUCGGCUUCAUCGGGUACCCCAAUACGGGGAAGUCGAGUAUUAUUAAUACGUUGCGAGCGAAGAAAGUGUGUAAGACGGCGCCCAUACCGGGGGAGACGAAGGUGUGGCAGUAUAUCACGCUGAUGAAGCGGAUUUAUUUGAUUGAUUGUCCCGGCAUUGUGCCGCCGGAGAUGGGCCUUGAUGAUACCGAAGUCCUCUUACGAGGCGUAGUGCGCGUGGAGAAUGUUUCCAACCCGGCACAAUAUGUUCCAGCCGUCUUGGCGGUGUGUAGAAGAAAGUACCUCGAACGUACAUAUGGAGUUACGGGAUGGUGGAGGGAUGAAGAAGGUGUCGAGGUCAAUGAGGUGGAGCAGAUGGUGGGGACCGCGGGGAGCGACAAGGUGAAAGUCAAGGAGGCUGUGCGGUUCUUGGAACUCCUUGCGAGGAAAGGUGGGAGGUUGUUGAAGGGCGGCGAGGCGGAUAUGGAUGGGGUGGCGAAGAUGGUGUUGAAUGAUUUCUUGCGGGGGAAGAUUCCUUGGUUCAUUCCGCCGCCUGCUGGUCUUUCCAUGGGGGAUGGGGUUGUUGGUGACUCGACGGCGGCUGACGGUGCGGAGGCUGCGACGGACGGUGAUCGUGAGGGGAUGGGCAGGGAUGAGAUGUUGGGGAUUACGCAUGGGAAGCGGAAGAGGGAUGUUUUGGAGCUUGUGGGGCAAGGGGCAAGGGGGUUGGGAAGGGUGAAUGAGGUUGUUAAUGGGCUUGCUGAGGGGCAGGAUGAGGAGGAGGAGGAGGAGGACAGUGAUUUGGCUGAGGAUGAUGGAGAGGGUGAUGAUUUCGCCCGUUUCGAUGAGGAGGAUGUGGAGAGUGGCGAGGAUGAAUCGGGGGAUGUGGAUGUGGAUUUGGAAGGUGGGGUCGAGGGUGGAGUGGCGAUCGAGGUUGUCAAUAGUGGUGGGGAGAGCGAUGAGGAGUCCAGCGCAUGA